CACUUCCUCCCACUACAGUAAAGCAGAUUUUUUUUUGUCUCUUUUCGCUAGCUGCUUACAGAAAGAGAAGAUUCCGGUCAACGUGGUUCUCCCCGGCCAGGACCUCUCAACCGCCACCGGUAUCUCUGACGCUAACGCCUACUUUGAAUGUUAAGACAUGGAUUCGUAUGAGCCCGAGAAAAAUGGGUCACAGCAGGACUUGCCUCCUCCUCCAACUGUCGUUCCACCGGAUGUAGUUCCACUACAAGCAGAGCCUGAACCGGUGAAGAAGAAGCCUCUUAGGGUUCCGAUAGCUAGGCGUGGGUUGGCUUCCAAAGGACAGAAGAUUCCUCUUCUCACCAACCACUUCAAAGUGAAUGUGACCAACGUUGAUGGGUAUUUUUUCCAUUACAGUGUUGCUCUUUCGUAUGAAGAUGGUCGACCUGUUGACGGAAAAGGAGUUGGAAGGAAGGUCAUUGAUCGAGUUCAGGAAACUUACGAUUCUGAAUUAGAUGGAAAGCACUUUGCAUAUGAUGGCGAGAAGAGCUUAUUCACUAUUGGUUCUCUUCCACGCAACAAGCUUGAGUUCACUGUUGUGCUUGAGGACAUCUCGUCUAACAGAAACAAUGGAAAUGCAAGCCCUGAUGGGCAUGGUAGUCCAAAUGAGAGUGAUCGGAAGAGGAUGCGGCGACCUUAUCAGUCAAAAACAUUCAAAGUGGAGAUUAGUUUUGCUGCAAAAAUACCCAUGCAAGCCAUUGCAAAUGCGCUUCGGGGACAGGAGUCGGAGAACUCUCAAGAAGCCAUAAGGGUUCUGGAUAUUAUAUUGCGUCAGCAUGCAGCUAAACAGGGCUGCCUCCUUGUUCGCCAGAAUUUUUUUCACAAUGAUCCAAGAAAUUUCACAGAUGUUGGGGGUGGUGUUCUGGGCUGUAGAGGGUUUCACUCAAGUUUUAGAACCACUCAGGGGGGCUUAUCUCUGAAUAUUGAUGUAUCUACAACCAUGAUAAUUCAACCUGGUCCUGUUGUGGAUUUUCUAAUUGCCAACCAAAAUGCAAGAGACCCCUUUCAGCUUGACUGGGCUAAGGCAAAACGAACGCUAAAAAACCUGAGGAUCAAAGCCAGCCCCUCCAAUCAGGAGUACAAGAUAACUGGUCUGAGUGAGAAACCUUGCAGAGAGCAAACGUUCCAACUAAAGCAAAAAGGGGAUGGAGAACCUCUUGAAUUAACUGUUUAUGAAUAUUUUGUUAAUUAUCGUCAUAUAGAAUUGCGGUAUUCCGCUGAUUUGCCUUGUAUUAAUGUGGGGAAACCAAAGCGCCCUACUUAUAUUCCAAUUGAGCUUUGUACUUUGGUAUCCUUGCAACGUUACACAAAAGCUCUCAAUACUCUCCAAAGAGCUUCUCUGGUGGAGAAGUCAAGACAAAAACCGCAAGAGAGAAUGACUACUUUAACUAAUGCUCUGAAAAGCAGCAAAUACGAUGCUGAACCUAUGCUAAGGUCUUGUGGCAUUUCAAUCAGUACUAGUUUUGCUCAAGUUGAAGGCAGGGUUUUACCGACCCCAAGGCUAAAAGUAGGCAAUGGUGAGGAUUUCUUUCCCCGAAAUGGGCGUUGGAAUUUUAAUAACAAGAGACUUGUGGAGCCUUGUAAGAUAGAACGAUGGGCUGUGGUGAACUUCUCAGCACGAUGUGAUGUUCGUAAUUUUGUGCGAGACCUUACAAGAUGUGCUGAGAUGAAAGGGAUUCCUAUUGAGCCUCCCUUUGAUGUUUUUGAGGAGAGUCCACAGUUUAGGCGAGCUCCACCUACAGUUAGAGUGGAGAAAAUGUUUGAUCAGAUACAGUCUAAACUUCCUGGUGCCCCAAAGUUCCUUUUGUGUUUACUCCCAGAGAGGAAAAACUCGGACAUAUAUGGUCCUUGGAAGAAGAAAAAUCUUGCUGAUUUUGGAAUUGUCACCCAGUGCUCCGCCCCUCAAAGGGUCAAUGACCAAUAUUUGACUAAUCUUCUCUUGAAGAUUAAUGCAAAGCUGGGUGGGUUAAAUUCUUUGUUAGCAGUUGAACAUACUCCUUCCAUUCCACUGGUUUCUAAGGUUCCUACAAUCAUCCUUGGGAUGGAUGUGUCACACGGCUCUCCUGGGCAUUCUGAUGUCCCAUCGAUUGCUGCGGUGGUCAGUUCCAGGAAUUGGCCAUUGAUUUCUCGUUAUAGGGCAUCUGUUCGCACACAGUCUCCUAAGGUGGAAAUGAUAGAUUCUCUUUAUAAACGUGUGUCUGACACCGAGGACGAGGGAAUGAUCAGGGAGCUUCUGUUGGAUUUUUAUAAUAGUUCGGGUAAAAGGAAACCAGAACAGAUCAUCAUAUUCAGGGAUGGCGUCAGUGAAUCUCAAUUCAAUCAAGUAUUGAAUAUUGAACUGGAUCAGAUAAUUGAGGCAUGCAAGUUUCUUGAUGAGAAAUGGAACCCCAAGUUUGUGGUAAUUGUAGCUCAGAAAAACCACCAUACAAAAUUCUUCCAGCCUGGAUCUCCUGAUAAUGUUCCACCUGGUACUGUCAUAGACAACAAAGUCUGUCAUCCAAAGAACAAUGAUUUCUAUCUCUGUGCUCAUGCAGGAAUGAUUGGCACUACAAGACCCACACACUACCAUGUUUUAUUAGAUGAGGUUGGCUUUUCUGCUGACGAUCUUCAGGACCUAGUGCAUUCUCUAUCAUAUGUGUAUCAAAGAAGUACAACCGCCAUUUCUGUAGUUGCACCAAUAUGCUAUGCUCAUCUGGCUGCCACCCAGAUGGGAUCUUUCGUGAAGUUUGAAGAAACUUCUGAGACGUCUUCAAGUCAUGGUGGCCUAACCUCUGCUGGAGCUGUUCCUGUGCCUCAGCUGCCCAGAUUGCAGGACAAAGUAUGCAAUUCUAUGUUCUUUUGUUGAGGCUUUGAUCCAUUAUAUCAUAUCAUGUAAAUAUAAAACUUGAAGAUACCUUAUGUACAUGGUUUUGGAGGGGUUUCGACAGUCCUCGUUCAGGAGUUGAACCUUGCACGUAGGUUAAAUCUUGUUAGUUUGUGUUAAAGACAGAAUUAGCCGUGCACCUAGGCUUUUUAUUUUGCUACCAUGACAGCCUCUUGUUUCAUCUUCUGGUGCUGCUUGCAUGCAAGCAAGGCUUAACAAUUGUUUUGGCUUACAACUGUGUUUCCGGUUGUUGCCUAUAAAUUUAAUGGUUUGGAGUUUUACGUUGGUUGAUGGUUAAA
This is a messenger RNA of Hevea brasiliensis (rubber tree), 3198 nucleotides long. Its product is annotated as protein argonaute 4. Gene Ontology annotation, molecular function: RNA binding; protein binding. Gene Ontology annotation, biological process: regulatory ncRNA-mediated post-transcriptional gene silencing. Bases 158 to 2881 code for a protein of 907 amino acids. Lineage: Eukaryota; Viridiplantae; Streptophyta; Magnoliopsida; Malpighiales; Euphorbiaceae. The transcript has 21 exons. The record is from RefSeq and is a predicted model, not a curated record. Gene Ontology annotation, cellular component: cytoplasm.